Xenopus tropicalis (tropical clawed frog) is the source of this 1246-nucleotide messenger RNA. RefSeq names its product connective tissue growth factor-like (gene ctgfl). Bases 82 to 894 code for a protein of 270 amino acids. Gene Ontology annotation, biological process: signal transduction. The transcript is spliced from 4 exons. The record is from RefSeq and is a predicted model, not a curated record. Lineage: Eukaryota; Metazoa; Chordata; Amphibia; Anura; Pipidae.
CCCCCAUAUUAACCCUGACCCAAGCUUCCCUUGCAGCUUUAUAUCCAUACUGCAGAACACUCUGAUCAUUUUUAAGCAAAUAUGGAGCUGUGUAACUUUAUCCUAGGUUUGACUUUGUUAAAUUUUGAAUUUGUCUUCGGAGAUAAACAGGGCUGUCCCCAUAGGUGUGUAUGCCCAGUGAAUGACAUAUGCUCUGUGAAAGCAGAAAAAAUCCUGGAUACCUGUGGUUGCGGAUGCGAGGUGUGUGCCCAGGAAGAAGGUGCCAUAUGUGAUGGACUAAGACCAUGCAAUCCAAAUCAGAACCUUAGCUGUGAAUAUCCAGACUUGCAGGGGAAGCCAGGAGUGUGCAAAGAUGUCAGCAAAGACAGAGAGAUGGUUAUCAAACCAAUAACUUGCAAUAAGGAUCCAACAGAGUGGACACCAUGCUCCCGUUCCUGUGGGUUUGGGCAGUCAUUAAGAAUAAAGUAUGACAAGGAAAGUUGCACUUCCAGAGCAGAGAAGAGAUUGUGCAUGAUCAGACCCUGCAAAGGGGAGUAUUCCAUAGGAAACUACACGCUUCUGAAGAUCACCAAAAAUUGCAAUCGUGUCUUGCGCUGGUCAGAACCUCUCAAGCUGAAUCACCGUGGAUGUCACACACAGCGUCCUCUGCGUCCCAAAUUCUGUGGGUUAUGCUCUGAUGGGAGGAAGUGUUUUCCCUCAGAGACAGAGACACGCUCCGUGUCCUUCAAGUGCCCCCUUUCUUCUAAAGUGGUUACCCGUCAGUUUAUGUGGGUGGAGAAAUGCCAGUGCAGGGAUUUGGUAAAAGGUAAAAAAGGGAAAGGAGAAAAGAGACAUAAAAAGAAGAAGGAGAGUGAAAAUGAAGAAGAAAAAUUUAACGCUAUAGAAGAAAUGUGAAUAGAAAAGAAAACUGGAAGAAAAGGUUAAUGGGAGGGUUUGGGGGUGCAGACUGCAGGAAAGGCCAGGGAACAUUUUAAGGGGAGAUUACAGUACAAAAAGAAAUAAUUUUUUUCAUAGAUAAGAAUCAAACUGUGACCCUCCAGCUGUUGUGUGGGUUAUCUUUAGCUAAUACAUACUGGUAUAUUUAUGCACACAUUUUAACAAAUAUUUCAGUGCUCACUGAUCCUUCCACACAAAGGGUUAUUGUGCACUUCUUAGCUCAGUUACAGCCUUUUCACUUUUGCUAUUGCUGAUGACAAACCCUUCUGUGUUAAUAGAAAUGCAAUAAAGUGCUGUCAUAUGAUUUGAA